Dicentrarchus labrax (European seabass) is the source of this 10481-nucleotide messenger RNA. RefSeq names its product insulin receptor substrate 2-B (gene irs4b). The transcript is spliced from 2 exons. Gene Ontology annotation, biological process: insulin receptor signaling pathway. The record is from RefSeq and is a predicted model, not a curated record. Bases 568 to 4761 code for a protein of 1397 amino acids. Lineage: Eukaryota; Metazoa; Chordata; Actinopteri; Moronidae. Gene Ontology annotation, cellular component: cytosol; plasma membrane. Gene Ontology annotation, molecular function: insulin receptor binding; phosphatidylinositol 3-kinase binding.
ACUCUGCGCGACGUGAUUGGCCGCCGCUUAUUGACGCAAGGCACUAACAUCCCGCAGCGAUUGGCUGGAACGCCUGUCAACGCCUGUCAGUCAAAGUGACGGACCAAUCGGAGCGCGCCGUCGGCCCUUUGUUCCUCCCGUUCGGCGGGUGACGCAGAGGGUCAUGUGUUGUUUGUGCUCUGGCCCGUAGAGAUGUGUACAGCAGGAGAAGGGAACGGAUUGCUAACCGAGCUAGCCGGAGCCUCCCGAUUAUAGAAAACAGGGACUCGAACGUGGUCAUGUUGCACACGGUAGGCUUCAUUUCGUGAAGGGGAAAAAAAAAAAAGAGCCCACAUCGGAGUGCCGGCCUCGCUGCUACAAACGGCGGAGGGACUUUGUUUUUUAUUUAACGCGGAACAACAAAAGCCGGUCCGCGAGGAUUGCAAAAAAAAAAAAAAAAAAAAUCUGAGCCGAGUCAACGUUAGCUGGCCUAGCCGGACUCCGGAGCUCGUCUCCCACAACAAGAAUGGGGUCUAGGUCCACUCGGAUUAGCUUGCUAGUGAAGUGACCUUUGAUUGUGUUUCUCUGAUGGCAAAUUUCACGAAUUACCAGGAAGGAAAGGCAGCGAUGUUGAUGGUGGAGACGCAGCAGAGGGACGUGGGGACGAAAUCCACCGCGAACGGAGACGGCUCGGUCGGGGAACCCCCUUCCCCGUUAAUUAAUAUCAGCGGCGGCGGCGGCGGCGGCGGUUCUCGUUUCCAUCAACAUUUACCGCCCUCCAACCAUCAACACCUCAGCCACCAUCACCCGCCAAAGGAUCAACAACAGCAGCAUCACUACCAGCUGGCUCCGCAGCAUCUUUCCGGAGAAAACAUCGCGGAGUCUCCGGGCAGGAAAGCCUCCUCCUCCUCGUCUCUCAGCCAGGUACACGCCGCCGAGGACCCCGCCGCUUCCUCCGCCGCCGCCGCCGCUUCCUCCGCCGGCAGCAGCGGCAGCGGCAGCCAUGUAUACGCGGCGGUGAGCGUCGCCAACGCCUCGGACGCUGUGGAUGAUAUUCGUAAAUGUGGCUAUUUGAGGAAGCAGAAACACGGACACAAGAGGUUUUUCGUGCUCCGGGCUGCCAGCCACCUCGGGCCGAGCCGCCUGGAGUACUACGACAGCGAGAAGAAAUUCAGGAACAGCCUGCGCUCCGCCGCCAGCGGUGGAGCGGUCGCCCCUUCUCCCCCGAAGAGGGUUAUUUACCUCUACCAGUGCUUCACGGUAAACAAAAGGGCGGAUUCCAAAAACAAACACCUCAUUGCCCUUUAUACUAAGGACGAGUACUUUGCCAUUGUGGCGGAAAACGAGCAGGAGCAAGAGGACUGGUACAUAGCUGUGAGUGAGUUGAUGAGUGAGGGCAAAAAAGGGCAUUUGGAUUCAGAUGAUUUAGAUGAUGGAUACGGUACCGUCACCCCCGGUACCGUGUUCAAAGAGGUGUGGCAGGUGAAUGUGAAACCUAAAGGACUGGGUCAAACUAAAAACCUCACAGGUGUUUACCGGCUAUGCCUCUCGACUAAAACCAUUCACCUCGUUAAGUUGAACUCUGAAACGCCCUGUGUUAACCUUCAGCUGAUGAACAUCAGACGCUGCGGACAUUCUGAAAGCUUCUUCUUCAUCGAGGUGGGUCGCUCCUCCUCUAUCGGGCCCGGGGAGAUUUGGAUGCAGGUGGACGAUUCCGUCGUGGCCCAAAACAUGCACGAGACCAUCCUGGAGACGAUGAAAGCCCUCAAAGCUUUCGCAGAGUUUCGGCCCAGGAGUAAGAGCCAGUCGUCGGGCUCCAACCCAAUGCCGUUCAUCACAACGCGGCGCCACCUGGGCAACUUGCCACCCAGCCAGACGGGGCUGCAGCGGCGGUCGAGGACAGAGUCAGUCGUGGGCACGCCGCCGUCAAGUAAGAGCUCUGGGGCGAGUGGUUAUCGCUUUCGAACAUCCAGCGAGGGCGAGGGGACGAUGAACCGGCCUUUCCGCUCCGCCACAGGAAGUCUGGUUCACCUGAACUCCGCACGCGCCCAUCAUGGUCGUCAGGAAGGUGGUGGCAGCAGCAGUGGGAGUGGAGUCGCCACGGGAAACGCCGGCACGAGCACCGGCACCGGACGCUACGUCAGAGCCAUCCAAGGGUCGUCGUCCACCUACCACGCCCGCUCCGCCUCGCUGCCAGUGUCCCACUUCCCCUCCACCACCAGUCCGGUGAGCGUCUCCUCCAGCAGCGGCCACGGCUCCGUCUCCGACACUCUCACCCGGCCAUCGAGCGCCUCGAUAUGUGGCUCGCCGUCUGACGGAGGCUUCAACUCCUCAGACGAGUAUGGCUCCAGUCCUGGUGACUUCCGGUACUUCCGGGUGCGGAGUAACACACCGGACUCUCUCGGCAACACCCCACCAAUCAGAGAGGAGAACUGUCUAAACGAUUACAUGGCCAUGGGCUGGAACAGGGAGGUCUUCGGCACCGGCGGGGGCUCUGGAAACAACAGCGGAGGUGACACGCCGCGGGACGAGAGCACGUCGACGACAGAGGACGAACGCUUGUCUUCAUCAUCGUCGUCACUGAGGAGGAGGACUCACUCUUUCUCCAGACCAGCCGGUGGCGCAACCGGCGGCUCUGGAGUGGCGGUUUAUCAGAAAAUGACCCAGACCAACUUCUCAUUGGAGGAGGGGUCAGAUGUCGUGUUGCCAUUUGGCAGCGGGCUGCUCCGUGGCGGGCCGUCCUCCUCCUCUUCCUCGCUGCGCUCUGACUACAGCUCCUGCUCCGAGCACAGCCAGCAGAGCCGUCCCUCCACGCUCUCCCGGACGGAGGCCGGUGCUGAGCGCCCGCCCCUCUCCUCCUCCUCCUCCUCCUCUGCCAAGGAAGACAGCGGCUACAUGCCCAUGAUGUGUGGCGUGGCCGCCUCGCCGCGGGACACUCCUCCCGACUACAUGCCUAUGCAACCCAGCUCUUACUCCCAUCCCAUCUCCCAUUCUCCUCAGUUUCACAGUCCAGCUUUAGGGUCCCGUUCAGCCCACCACCACCCCCAGCUCCAGUCCCAAUCCUCCACAGACGCCCACGGCUACAUGAUGAUGCUCCCAGGGGGCAGUGGCAGCUCCCCUUCUCCCGGGCAGGCCUCCCCCAGCCCUCACAGUAGCUCCAGCAUGGCAGGUGCCAGCGGGAGUGAGAGCAUAGCAGAGAGACCAGAGAACGGGGAGUAUAUGGACAUGUCAUACAGCAGCAGUGGGGGGCGCAAGCUCUCCAACGAAGGGAGCGGUGGGUAUUACGCACCUGGUACACCUGAGGGCACCCCAAAGUCUUACAGUCCUUAUUUCUCCCUCCCUCGCUCCUACAAGGCCCCCACCAGAGAGAGGGAUGAGAGAGAGUACGGAGAGUAUGUUCCUAUGAGUUCUCCUGCCAAGCCAGUAUAUUCAUCAGUUGCCACAGCUUCCAUGUUAACACCAGAGAAGAGGGGUGGGGGAGGUAGUAGCACCUCCACUCCCUCUCACCCACCCCCGCCUUACGGAGCCCACCACACGACCGCAGCGAUGGCGGACCGACGAGUCGUGAGGCCCAACCGCCUCCCUUUAGGCCGAAGAAGUUUCCACGGCCCGCUGCGGGUUAGUGAGCCCUCCACAGCGUCUGCAGGCACCUCCACCUCAGUCCCCGCCACGGUCAGCUCAUCUGAGGGGCCUUCCAGCCCCGGAGAGUAUAUUAACAUUGAGUUUGGCGAUCACUACCCCCACCAACAGCAGCCCCCCGCCUAUCCACUUUCUACCCAAGACGAAGCGCCUUCCCUGGGAUCCAGUGACCACUGUCGCUCCCCUCCCCAGCCCCAAACUCACCAGGACUAUAUGAGUGUGGAGGUGGGGGCCGACCAGCAGGACAGUGCUGGAUGUCUGGGUAAGAACCAGUCUCCCAGACCCAGCCUUGUCGCCCCCUGGAACCCACCCAGCUAUAUUCGACCCCUGGCUAGCAAUCCUGCGGCGCUGGCCUCCCCUGGAGUCCCUGCCGGAGGUCACUGGAGGUCGAUGGGUGACGACUACACGGACAUGACCUUUAACCUCAGCAGAGGUGACAGGACGCAAACGAGCCCCACAGCCAUGCUGCAGCAUCUCUGUGUGAUAGAGGGACGAUAUGGCCACGCUCCCUCCGCCUCCUCCUCAUCCAUUUCUCCUCCCCUCCCUCCGUCGAGCCCGGGCAGGGCGCCGACGCACCAGCCGGAGCCCAAGGUGGUUCGGGCCGACCCCCAAGGCAGGAGGAGACACAGCUCGGAGACAUUCUCCUCCACAUCCUCCUCCAAUUCAACUCCCUCUGGAGCAGCCCUCGGCCCCUCAUCCUCAGCCGCCCCCCCCACACUGGUCAACCCCACGGCCCCCAACGGAUCUUACCUAACGGAGGGUCAGGCUUCCAGAUGGGCCAGCUCGGCGUCUUUUGACAGUGUUUGGGUGUCUUUGGAGGGUCUGGGGGACUCGCCGGCGCACCACGCUCCAGUAAGAGCCAUGGAAAUGGGCACGGCCUCCGGGUCCUCGGCGUCCUCCUCCUCGGGCGCCGGAGCAGGUAGAAUGUGUAGGAACAUGUCUGUGGGCUACCAGAACGGCCUGAACUACAUUGCCUUGGAGCUGAGGGAGGACGGGAGUAACACAGGAGCCAUGGCGUCGGGGGCCGGUAGCAGUAACGGAAGCUCGGCGGCGGCGGGGACGGUUCCUCUGCCGGAGAACGGAGCCUAUGCCAGUAUAGACUUCACCAAAUCUGACGGAGUCACCACGACAACCAAGGACUGAGCGACAGGAAGAUAGAGGUUCCCCACCCCCUCCUCCUCCUCCUCCUCCUCAUCUCUCUGCUCGGGGCACUUGACUCUGCCUGUGACCUUUUGGCCUCCCCCUGCCGGUGACCUCUGACCUCUUCACCCAGACCUCCUGGAUGCAGAAAACAACAACAACAACAUCAAAACAGAUGACAAAAACGCUUGCAGUUUUUUUUUUUAUGUGUAUUUCAUCUUUUAUUUCUCUUGUGUUUUAUAUGCAUAUCUUGUCCUGUUUUUUUUUUUUUUUUUAAAUCCUUUCCCCCCUCUUACAAUCGAUGCUGCCAGUGUGCGCUGCCCCCCCCCUCGUGUUCAACAGACUUAUUCAACAGACAGCGGUCAGUGAACUUUGAGGCGGUGUCAACAGAACCCGAGAUAAUCUUAUUAUCAGAUGGUUCUUCUUCUCCGUACGGUAUUAAAAAAAAAAAAGGGAGGCUGGAAUACUAAGCAAAGGCAUUAUGGUACUGACUUGGAAACUUUUAUGUUGAGCUUAGAAUAUUAAUUUUUAUAUUUUAUUAUAUAUUUUUUUUACCCCAUGCAUAAUCCAUCCUCAAUACGGUACCGUAGAGUUAUUACAUUGUGGACAAACGUGGUAGAAAAUGUUCUUUUUAAUAAAAAAAAACAACUAAACGGAUUACCCCUUAAAUGGUACGAGCUCGUGGCGGGAUCCGCCUCACGAGGCGACAAAGUGGCAUUGCGCAACUCUUAACGUGCUUGCUCCGACACUUUACCGAGGUACGGCGCGGCGUGGUGUUCACACCAGUUCCAAAUACAACUGGGAAACGGAGCUACAGGUCCUGCGCCAGUAUGGGUUUAUCACAGUGUGCUAACGCAGCGGGAAAACCUUUAAAAAGCAUUACUCUCCUCAUAUUCUGUAGCACAUAGUAUUUAUUUGUUGCAAUAGGUACAGAUGUUCCAGUACAUUUCAUUGUUUGCUCUCAUGGCGGAGAUGGUACCCAGCAGGGCGGGGAAAGAACGCCGGCCACCAAUCGAAUGCUGGAAAGUUUUAUUCGUCUUAAUUCCGUCUCCUCGCCAAGCCUCUAGCGUUUACUGAAUCAGACUGAGGUGUUUUUAAAGGGAGAGCUCGACAUUUUGGGAAAUACGCUUCGUUCCCGAGUUACCUGAGAAGAUGGUUAGCUUAGCGUAGCAUAAAGGAAAUCGCUAAAGCUCACUAAUUAACAUGUUAAACAUUGUUUAACUUGUACGAAAAACCUAAUGUUGUGUUACUUUAAGACAGAGCAAGGCUAGCUGUUUCCCCCUGCUUCAAGUCUUUAUGCUAAGCUAAGCUAACCCUGCUGCUGACUCUACCUUUUGCCACUACAGCAGUUUGACGGCUGGUUUCGGAGCUGGUUGCUUAAUCGUUAGCUUGUAUUUAUUGGCUGUUAAGCAAGCUCCUAACUACUAAUUUAACUAACGUAACUUUAAUGUUAUGUUUGAGGUUAGUAACAUUAGUGUGGGUAUCGUAUUGGUAGCUUACGAGCACCUAACCAGCUGGCAUAACCUUAAUAACAACAGUUAAACGUCUUUUUAAGAACCUUUUCCCAAAAUGUUGGAACUAUUCCUUUAAAACAAAACAUGGAAGUGACUGAACGUAGCGUGUGGAGGUUUUGGAGACUCAGCUGCUAUGGCCGGCGGAAGGAAAAAGCUGUUUUUACCGCCCUGCUGCGCCGUUCUUUUAUCGAGUUUCCCGCACGAGGAAAUGUUCAGCAAACCCAAGCAGGUGUUUGCUCUUUCCUUUCUUUUUUUUAUUUCUCUUAAUAAAGUCGUUCUAUAUACUGCAGGUGUUGCUGGAGUUUUGACCUCUUUUUAUUAUUUUUUUUCCUUUAUCUUUUUUUUUUACUACAUGGUCAGUUUUUUACCUCAUGUGGUCCGUGACACGGUUGAGGUUUAGCGAGGGAGAGUGGCGCCGACACACACGUACACACAACGCUGUGAAGGGUAAAAAGCACAAAGUACAGACGUUGACACUGGGAUGCAAACACAAGUAAACCGUACACUGCAGGACACACACACACACACACACACACACGCACGCCCGUAUGUCAUGAAGACACAUGUCACGGUCAUGUGGCGUCUCCCAUGCCUGCUCUCAUAACGCACACAGUAGUCAUGCAGCCCUAUUUAGGCAAGGGUACCUCCUGUGUGCCCCCCAUUUUCGGCUCUCUGUCAGCGUCUCUUGGUGACGUCCAGGAUUUUUCACACACACACACAUGCACACACAUAUAUAUAUAUAUAUACAUAUAUGUGUGUGCAUGGUGGGGUGUUCGUCACUGGCUCUGGGUGACGUAAAGAGGUUUCCAGUAACCUGAGCUCCAGCCCCAGGUGCAGCGCGCUGGUCAUACUUGCCCUGUUACAACUUCACACACACAUACUCGCAGACACAUAUAUGCACACGCACACACACACACACACGUUUGGACAGGCAGCGAACACCCACAUCAAUCACGGUCUUAGUCGAAUGCUCGCUGCCCUUUCUCUCUCUCACACUAACGGACUGAAACACCCAUAUUUAGCAUUUCUACGCGCGCUACUCUCCCAUGACUAAAACCCACUCGACUGUUUUCAUAGAAAGAAAUGUGCUGAAACACAAAGACUGACAGCUAACGUAGCCCACAGCAUUGCAAUUUUUAUUUUUUUUGUUCAGUAUUCACUCAUCUAAAUCUAUCUUUGCCCACUCUUUAUAUAUUUUUUUUUGUUGUUUUUCUUUUUUAAAUUGUUAGGACGGAUGAAGGCCUGUCACUCUCACUGCGCCUCUGUGUGGGAUGCAUCAUUGUCGUGCUUUUAGGGGCCCCCGCACAGCAGGGAUGCAGAGGUAUCUUUAAAUAAUUGGUGAUGUCUGGUUUAGAGAGCAGCAGUGGUUUUUUUUAGAAGCUUGAACAGACUGAUCUGAAAGCCAAGGUCAGAUUGACAGCGCACUCGACGCUCUCUGAACUGCACAUAUGCGGUGAACUCCACACACUCCCUGUUCAUCGAAGCUAAUUUUCAGUCAGUGUUGGCGACUACGUAAACUUGGAGAAUCGGUACUAAAGUCAGAGACGUCUCGGCUAGAGAACAGACGAUACAAGCUGCAGAAAUCUUUCAUUGUUUAAAUCCAAUCAGAAGGAACAAAGGCUGUUUUUUGCUCAUUUCAACGGAGGCCCUGAAGUUCUGAAAGAGGUUUUGUUUUAAUAUCUUCUGCCCUGUAAUUAUCUUUUCUUUUUGCAGAAUAUAUUAUUUUGUGUAAACAAGAUAUUUUUAAAACGUCUUCUUUCGGGACUUUAUGGUCUGAGUUCCAUUUUAGUAUUGUUGGAAGUGAUUGAUGGAAGUCGAAGCAUUAGCACCAAACAAAGAUGAUUUUAAUGCCAUAUUUCCAGUUACAUGUGGGUCAUUGGUUGCAUUUAGUCAAUAUUUUCUUAAAUGAAUCGCUCAGUCGUUGCCACAAAACAGUGAAUCACAAUUUCCAACUUCCCAAUGUGAUGUUUUCAAAUAUCUUCUAUGACUUUGCAGCGGUCACUUUAUAUUAAACAGCAGAAAAAUUGCAAAUAUUAAAGACUUUGAGAGGCUAAAAAUAGUGAUUUUUGCUUAAUAAUCGACUUACAGGAUAAAUGUUGGCAUUAAAAUUAGUUUUCUGUAAGUCGACUUAUCGCCACAGCCGUAGUUUCUUCCCUUUAUAUUCGGGAUACGCGGAGUUUACUGCAUGAAGUCGAGUCGGAGGGUGUCGAGUAUUUCAUCAACAUUAAUAACCAACAUUAUAAUCACCAAAACUACUUUUACUAGACCAAAAUCCCACCCAUGACGUGCUCCACUCGAAGACCGCGCCCUUCACCUUCACCUUCACCUCCAUCCCAUCUUUUUUUAUUUUUUUACUUAUUCCAGUGACGACGGAGCCAAAAAAAGGACACAGGUUACUCAUCCUGUCAGGAGGAUAAGAGAUGAAGAUUGUUCCUGUCUGUGCGGCUCAGGACUUAAUGCUAACGACGUUAAAUAGGAGAGCUUUUACAGGAGAAACGCCCCCUUUUAUCGCCCUCUGGAGGGUCGGGAUAAUUAAGCUAACACCCCCCCCCCACACACACACACACACACACCUCACCUCACCUCCCCCCCGAGCAGAUCCAUGUUUUAAAUGGUCUGAUUUAAAAGUCCACAAAAUGCUGUUCAAAGAUUUUAAGCCUGUGAUGUGUCUUAUAUGUACAUUAUAAACAAUUUGAGAUAUUUUCAUUUGCCCCUCUCCUCCCACCCUUUGAAUGAACAAAGAAUUGAAUAGAAGAAUAUUUAGGCUUCGGCGACCCCCCACCCCACCCCCCAGACGAACGAGAACAUGUUUUUUUUGUUUAUGUUUGGAAAAAUGUUUUUGUGUACUUACUAUGCUACGGCGACGUGUUGCUUUUGAGUUAUUUUUAACGCUACGGCAAAAGAAAUGUUAGAGUUAGAUUUUGGGGGAUUUCUGGAAGAAUCCCCCUUAAUUUAUUUGAAGCAUUAUUCAAAAAUGGAUUUAUGUUGUUCAUGUCUGAUUGCCUUCAUGUUGAACUUUAACCCCCGCCACCACCCCCCCUACCCCACCUCCCACACCCUGUUUAAUUCUUUGUCAUGACUGAAUUACUUUACACAGAAUCUGUGUUUAUUUUGGCAACAAUUCAACCUCAAAAACUGUCCUCAAUGUUACCGAUUCUGAUGUUGAAAAUCAGCUGUUAGGAAUUUUUCUUGUUAGGGGUGGAGACAUGAGACCUACGUAAUAUAUAUAUAUGUAUAUAUAUGUAUAUGUAUACAUACAUAUAUAUGCAUAUAUAUAUAUAUAUAUAUAUAAUCCUGCAGAGAAAACUUAGGGUACUGCAUCAUUAUGCAAACUUUUGUUUCCUUUUUCCUCUUAUCUUUUGGUUUAUUUUGUAUUCUAGUUUACAGAGGGAAAAUAAUCAUCUUAUUUUUGGUUGUUUUGUUGUAUCGAGGCAACCUUGUGUCUCCGUAAACAAAGAGAUGCAAGGGUAGUAUUUUUUUUUAAGACUACAUAGGCAUUUUGCAGUUAUUUGUAUAAUGAAACCUCUGCCUAAUGUUUAUUUUUUUGUAACUAUAUUACAGUUUAUUUGCUGCUGUGUAGUACAGUUGGAAAUGCUGUCGAUGGCAACCAUGAUGAUGAUGACGAUGAUGUUCAUUGCCCUGCUAUCAGGCGCAGGUCAGUUUUUUUUUCUCCCGCCCCCCCGAGUCUUUUCCGAAAAGGAAAGGAUUUCGGCGGAGGGGGGCGAAAAAAAAAAGAAAAGCAAAUCCCACUCUACCCUGCUACCUGUGUUCUUAGUUUCCGAGUUGAAUGCUGUUGUUUAUUAGCUUUACAGGAAAGAGAGAGUUAAAAAAAAAAAAAUUACUGUGGAGGUGUGUAUCCUUCGUAUGUGCAUUAUUUUUCAGCGACGUACGUCCUAUUAUACGAAAAAGAAGAAAAAAAAGAGUUUAAAAAAGGAGAAAACUGUGGUGGAAAACGGGAAAUCCUCCUUCUGUAAAUAAGGAAAACUCAAGUUGUCGCUUUUUUCAUGUUAUGAUCGGCGCCUCAGCAGGUGCCCCCCCUUUUUUUGUUUUUAUUUCCUUCUCUCUUUUUUCUCUUUGUUUUUUCCUCGUGGAGGGAAAGGGGGGUAGGAGGAGUACUCAGAGGCGAUUUGAGCAUCGGCAUAGUGUUUAUAUUUAUCAAAACUUUUUUGCUUUCGAUAGAGCUAUUGCAAUAAAAAUGUGUUCAUGUAA